AAAAGCGCGGGGCAAAACCCUGCGAUUUGUGGCGGGAAUCGGGGUAAAGAAAACGAAGGGGCCAAAGUCUUAAAAGAGAGGCAGCAGCUUUGGCGUUUGAGUGCCUUCAGAUUGUGGAAAUGGGGUCGGAAGCUGAAGCUCCUCUCCCCAAAUGGGCAUCUACGCCUUGCAUUAUGGGCAUUGACGAAGCCGGCCGUGGCCCGGUUUUAGGGCCCAUGGUGUACGGAUGCCUUUACUGUGCUCGCUCUUAUCAGAAAGCUCUGGCUACCUUGAACUUUGCAGAUUCAAAGACAUUAAAAGAAGAGAAGAGGGAGGAAUUAUUUGAGCUUUUAAAGGCUGAUGAGUCGAUAGGGUGGUCUGUUGAUGUUAUAGAUCCAAGGGAGCUCUCUGCUAAAAUGCUAAAGAAGCAUAAGGUGAAUCUGAAUGAGAUGUCACAUGACUCUGCAACUGGCCUAAUCAAAAGGGUAUUAAACAAGGGAGUUCUCCUAACUGAGGUUUACCUUGAUACAGUUGGAGAUCCUGACAAGUAUAGAAUCAAAUUGUCUGAAAGAUUCCCUUCCAUAAAGUUUGUGGUUGCAAAGAAGGCUGAUAGUCUGUAUCCAGUUGUAAGUGGGGCAAGCAUAGUUGCAAAGGUAACUAGAGACAAAGCCUUGCGAGAGUGGGUGCUAGAGGAAACAGCUGAAAACAUGCAUAGGAGUUUUGGUUCUGGAUAUCCAGGAGAUCCUGAAACAAAAGCCUGGUUGGAACAUCACAAACACUCAGUCUUUGGAUUCCCAACACUGGUCCGCUUCAGUUGGGGUACAUGCAAUUCAUAUUACAAGGAUAUGGUUGAAGUAUUAUGGGAAUCUGAUAAAGUGGAUGAAGAUGUCCCUAACAGCAGCAGUGGCAAGCAGUUGAAAUUAAGGAAUGUUGGUUUCACUACAUCAAAGAGGAAGAGUGAAGAAAUAGAAUCAAGUGCCAAAGGGAGCUGUAAGUUCUUCCAGGCUCGUAAGCUUGAGCUGCUCACUCAUUUCUAAAAAUGCAGUUUGAUGGCAUUUUCUUGUUGAAUCCCUUAUUACUUUGCGAUAUAUCUUUCUAGUUGAAAGUUGAUGCAUCUUGAUUAAGUGUUCCUAAUGUUCACUAUGUGCACAGAUUAAUUAGGCCAUGAAACAACUCCAAUGGUUUUGGGUGGGUGGAAUGGAGUUGGUAAGGGUUGCUAUUGUAGUUCAUACCUUUUAUAAGUCAUAGUGCUAUUUGUGCACUUUGAAGAAUUUUUUCCCCCCAUUUAGAGCUACCCUAUGGGUGCCUCUUGAUGAAUUUGCACAGUUUCGAAGCAUACAUAUGCUUA
Theobroma cacao (cacao) is the source of this 1327-nucleotide messenger RNA. Its product is annotated as Polynucleotidyl transferase, ribonuclease H-like superfamily protein. The record is from RefSeq and is a predicted model, not a curated record. Gene Ontology annotation, cellular component: ribonuclease H2 complex. NCBI's taxonomy places the organism in Eukaryota, Viridiplantae, Streptophyta, Magnoliopsida, Malvales, Malvaceae. Gene Ontology annotation, molecular function: RNA-DNA hybrid ribonuclease activity; RNA binding. Gene Ontology annotation, biological process: mismatch repair; DNA replication, removal of RNA primer.